This is a messenger RNA of Linum trigynum, 1445 nucleotides long. The record is from the annotation of a GenBank genome assembly. NCBI's taxonomy places the organism in Eukaryota, Viridiplantae, Streptophyta, Magnoliopsida, Malpighiales, Linaceae.
GCGAUCUAAUCACAUAAUUUCUUAUCCGGCUGAGACUGACUUGACUGAGAAAGCAAAAAACAGAAACCGGAAGCCAUCCACGUAGACUCUGAACCAGAGGGAAAGGAGAAGCAGCAAGAGUUAGCAAUGGCGACAAUCGCCCAGCAGCAGUUCGCCGGACUUCGAUGCCCGCCGCUCUCGACUUCUCACCUAGCCAGAAGGGCCGCCGCUGUCGGGGUUUCUUCCUUCCCGACUUCUCGCUCCGGCAGAAAGUCCAAUUUCAUCGUGUCGGCCGUCGCAAUAUCAAAUGCACAGACCAAAGACCGGCAAGAGCUGAAGCAGCUCUUCGAGGACGCUUACGAGCGCUGCCGUACCGCUCCCAUGGAAGGAGUUUCGUUCACCGCCAAGGAUUUCAUCGCUGCUCUCGACAACUACGACUUCAAUUCCGAGAUUGGUACCAAGGUGAAGGGAACGGUUUUCAUGACUGACGCGAAUGGCGCAUUCGUCGACAUCACUGCCAAGUCCUCCGCGUAUUUGCCAUUGCAAGAGGCGUCCAUUCACAAGCUGAAGCAUGUGGAGGAAGCUGGCAUACUUCCUGGAAUGAGGGAAGAGUUUGUAAUCAUCGGUGAGAAUGAGGACGACGAUAGCCUGAUCUUGAGCUUGAAGAUGACUCAGUAUGAUCUCGCUUGGGAAAGGUGUAGGCAACUUCAAGCUGAGGAUGUCAUUGUGAAGGGUAAGGUUGUUGGUGCAAACAAAGGUGGAGUAGUUGCUGUGGUGGAGGGCAUGCGAGGAUUCGUUCCAUUUUCGCAGAUAUCAUCAAAAUUAACAGCAGAUGAACUCCUGGAUAAGGAGCUCCCAUUGAAGUUUGUUGAUGUCGAUGAGGAACAGUCUAGACUUGUAUUCAGCAACAGGAAGGCCAUGGCUGAUAGUCAAGCGCAGCUUGGUAUUGGAUCGGUGGUCACUGGAACGGUGCAGAGUCUGAAACCGUAUGGUGCAUUUAUUGAUAUCGGUGGAAUCAAUGGCCUUCUCCAUGUGAGUCAAAUUAGUCACGAUCGUGUGGCUGACAUUGCAACAGUUCUUCAACCUGGAGAUACUCUCAAGGUCAUGAUUCUAAGCCAUGACCGUGAGAGAGGUCGUGUGAGUCUUUCUACCAAGAAGCUGGAGCCCACCCCUGGCGAUAUGAUCCGCAACCCAAAGCUUGUUUUUGAGAAGGCUGAGGAGAUGGCCCAGACAUUCCGGCAGAGAAUCGCUCAAGCGGAAGCCAUGGCGCGAGCUGAUAUGUUGAGAUUUCAGCCUGAGAGUGGACUGACCCUAAAUUCCGAUGGGAUUCUUGGGCCAUUGUCAUCUGAUAUGCCUGCUGAAGGUUUAGACUUGAGCGACCUUCCUCCAGAGGAAGAAUGAUCGUUCUUUUUCUCGUUUAUUGAUCUUCUCCUCUGUUGUAAUGCAAAUAGAUUCUUUUCAACUGA